Cucumis sativus (cucumber) is the source of this 2392-nucleotide messenger RNA. Its product is annotated as protein ROOT PRIMORDIUM DEFECTIVE 1. NCBI's taxonomy places the organism in Eukaryota, Viridiplantae, Streptophyta, Magnoliopsida, Cucurbitales, Cucurbitaceae. Bases 128 to 1516 code for a protein of 462 amino acids. Gene Ontology annotation, molecular function: RNA binding. The record is from RefSeq and is a predicted model, not a curated record. The transcript has a single exon.
GAGGACUGAAGUUUGAAAUUGGAUGGGAUGGCCUCCACCUCCAACACUGCGACUCUCCAUCCCCUCCCCUAACAAUUUCGACGCUAAAACCCUAAACCCUAAUCGAAGUGAGAUCCAUUGAAAAAAGAUGUUGAUCUUUUUUGGCUACCACCCUAAAUCCCUCACCUCCAAUUUUACAUCAUUCAAAACCAGGGCUUUUUUUCUCUUCAAUUUAACUCUCUCACGAUCAAUGUCUCAAUCCACCUCCAUUCCCAAAAACCUCCAAAGGGUUCGUGACCAUGGCUACGAUAAUUACAUGGAAGUGGAGAAGAAAACCCGUAAAGUGCUCAAGUUUCAGGAACUUAUUCUCUCCCAAUUCAACCAGACAAUCCCAGUUUCUCGCCUUGAUAUCUUAGCUCGCCGCCUUGGGUUCAAGCAACACGAAGCUGGGGCCUUCGUCCUCAAAUUCCCUCAUGUAUUUGAAAUCUAUGAGCACCCUGUUCAAAGAAUCCUCUAUUGCAGGUUAACCCGAAAAGCCCACCUCCAAAUCGAGCAGCAAAAGCGAGCUGUCAUUGCCCAGAUUCCGGAUGCUGUCACUAGACUGAGGAAACUCUUGAUGAUGUCGAACAAUGGCCGUCUUCGCCUCGAGCAUAUUCGGAUUGCUCGGUCUGAAUUCGGGUUACCUGACGAUUUUGAAUAUUCGGUAGUUCUCAAACACCCUCAAUUCUUUAGACUCUUUGAUGCUAAAGAAACUAGGAAUAAGUACAUUGAAAUUGUAGAAAGAGAUCCAAGUCUUACUGUUUGUGCAAUAGAGAGAGCCAGGGAGAGGGUUUAUAGAGAGAAAGGAAGUGAUGCUGAGGACAUUAGAUUCUCUUUCGUUGUGAAUUUUCCCCCUGGGUUUAAGAUAGGGAAGUAUUUCAGAAUUGCAAUGUGGAAAUGGCAGCGGCUUCCUUAUUGGUCGCCAUAUGAGGACAUUUCUGAGUAUGAUAUGAGGUCCAUUGAAGCACAGAAGAGGAUGGAGAAGAGGGCAGUGGCAACAAUUCAUGAGAUGUUGUCUUUGACUGUAGAGAAGAAGAUUACAUUGGAACGGAUUGCGCAUUUUCGAUUAGCAAUGUAUCUGCCCAAGAAGUUGAAGGACUUCCUUCUUCAACAUCAGGGAAUUUUCUACAUUUCAACAAGAGGAAACCAUGGGAAACUUCACACUGUUUUCCUCAGGGAAGGUUAUAGGAGAAGUGAGUUAGUAGAGCCUAAUGAUGUGUAUUUGGCUAGAAGACAAUUGGCUGAAUUGGUUUUACUCAGUCCAAGGAAGGCAACAGUAGACAGGGAACUAGUUGGGUACAGGAGAGAGAGAGUGGGUUAUGAUAUGGAAAAUUCUAGGACAGAUUAUGUGGAGGAUAAAUCUGUUGAUUUUGGCGUUGAGAACAAAGGCAAUGUGAGAGAUGUUUUGGACUCAGACAUAGGUUCUGAUGUUGAAUCUGAUUUCUCUGAUGAUGAUAAUCAUAGUGUCGAGGUAGAGGAUGUGGACAUAACAGAAUAACAUAAACUGGAGGUCUCCAACAGUUUCCUUGGAGCUGCUUGUUGAAGCUUCAGAGCUCAUUUGGUAGCUCUGACUGAUACAACUUAGUGAGUAAGCACUGUCGGUAAAUCAGUUCUGUUUUCAAUAAGUGGUUUGGCAGUGUGUGAAUGAGUGAAGGGAUGUCAUGGCCUAAAGAGGUGAGAGUUGAAGUUACUAGUUACCACAGGCAUGGAAUCCAACUUUGAUGUUUUAGCUUCAAGCUGCACAGAAUGUGGCAUAGAAAAAGAAAGCUUCUGGAUGAUUUUUGUUUCGGGUGGCUUUCAAUUCAGUUAUCAUUUCUCCACCUCUCUUUCUCAAUCAAUCAAUCAGUGAUUUAAUAAAAAAAAUUGCGUUGUAUGCAUUCAUUUGAUGAUUCUUUUUCAUCAACAUCAACAUGGAAAUUGGGGAGAGUUGGGUUUCGUAAGUUUUACAUGUGGCAGGUCAUGGAAUAGUCAGCACUUUGGUUCUAAUUUCAACUAGGGUUCCUUUUUGGUUGACAACUUUGUUGUACGUACUAUCUGCAAGAUGGUUGCAGGAAGACCUCGAUCACUUAGUUUGGAGGUGUGUUUGUGUGAAGUUGUUUCUUUGAGAUGUUCAACUUGAGCUUGCAGAGUUGUAAAGAGACGAUUGCAGAGCUUCUUUGCAUGCCCAUUGCAUGCAUUUUCAUGAAUAAAGAGUUGUUCUUGUGGCAAGCAGGUCUUUUGAGAGGCCAGAGCGAUGUUUAGUUCUUUUUUAGAUCCUAUGUUUCUCUUAGUAAUUCCGGUUAUAACUACGUUUUUAGAUUAUUGUAAGGCUCUUUUUUGGUGCCCUUGUAUAUAUACCUGAAAGAACAAUUUGGAACAUUUGAAAAUUUGUAUU